Molecule: messenger RNA, 1375 nt
Organism: Alnus glutinosa
Lineage: Eukaryota; Viridiplantae; Streptophyta; Magnoliopsida; Fagales; Betulaceae
Product: ACT domain-containing protein ACR11-like
Exons: 10
Coding region: 243-1112 (289 amino acids)
Cellular component (GO): chloroplast stroma; chloroplast thylakoid membrane
Source: RefSeq, a predicted model, not a curated record
GGCUCUCUAUCUAUCCAAUGGCGUAUAUUCCAAGAGCUCGCCAACCCAACCACCACUUUUUCUUCUCCUUCUUGUUUGCCCAAAAACCACAUUCCCAUUUCUUCUUCUUCUUCUUCAAGAUUGCCAUGCUCUUUGAUUUGGGUUUUUCGCUUUUUGUUUCUUCUCUCUAGCCUCUUCUUCCUUGGCCUUCAUUACCCUGUUCCUUUUGUAAAGUUUCUGUCUUUUUGAGUGGAAAUCUGAGAAUGGCUGUGGCUAUGGCUUCUUGGGGUCUCGGGAAGUACCUCUGUGAUCAUACUUGUGUUCUGAAAGCCUCUGAUCGUGUUGCAAGUGGGUCUUUUAUCAGGGGCUCCAUUGGGUUUUCCACCAAACGUUUCUUCAUUCUUCAUAAGACAGGAUGGUUAUCUUCAGUCAGUGCAAUCACUCCACAAGCAUCAUCAGCUACUGCUCUGGAGGAUGCAAGUCCUAGUGAUAGUGAUACCAUCCCAACUCCUGUAGUUAUUAUCAACCAAGACUCUGAUCCAAGUGCAACUAUUGUGGAGAUAACUUUUGGGGAUCGGCUUGGAGCUCUUCUCGAUACUAUGAAUGCACUUAAAAAUCUUGGACUCAAUGUUGUUAAGGCCAAUGUUUUUUUGGAUUCUUCUGGGAAGCACAACAAGUUUGCCAUCACUAGAGCUGACACUGGUAGAAAAGUAGAUGAUCCAGAGUUGCUUGAGGCAAUUCGCUUAACAAUUAUAAAUAACCUGAUUGAGUAUCACCCGGAAUCAAGCGGCCAAUUAGCAAUGGGAGUAGCCUUUGGAGUAAUGCCACCAAAACAACAGGUUGAUGUGGAUAUAGCAACUCAUGUAAAGGUCUAUAGUGAUGGCCCUGACCAGAGUUUACUACUUGUGGAGACAGCUGAUCGCCCUGGAUUAUUGGUGGAUCUCGUGAAGAACAUCACCGACAUCAAUGUUUCAGUUAAAUCAGGAGAAUUUGACACAGAGGGUUUGUUAGCUAAGGCAAAGUUUCAUGUUAGUUACAGGGAUAAAGCCAUAAGCAAGCCUCUUCAGCAGGUUCUUGCUAAUAGCUUACGAUAUUUUUUGAGGCGCCCAACAACGGAGGAGGCGAGUUUUUGAUUUGUUUAGAAGACCAAAUCCCGGACAAUAUAUACAAGGGAUUUUGGUAUUGUCAGUUAACAACUUUAGGGAAACUGUAGGAUGUUGUCAUUUCCACAUUUUAAGGGAUAUAUACAAACAGAAUAGUGAAAAAAAAAAAUAAAAAAAAAAUCCAACAAAUCUGAAUUUGGUAAAUUUGUUGCUAAAAUAGAGAUGUAAAAUGAUAACACUUUGUUAUAGUGAUAGCAUUAUAAUAACCCUUUGUGCUUUUAUGCAUUUGCUGA